Messenger RNA from Diospyros lotus (date-plum), 1418 nucleotides. Its product is annotated as phenylacetaldehyde reductase-like. The transcript has 6 exons. Bases 67 to 1044 code for a protein of 325 amino acids. Lineage: Eukaryota; Viridiplantae; Streptophyta; Magnoliopsida; Ericales; Ebenaceae. The record is from RefSeq and is a predicted model, not a curated record. Gene Ontology annotation, molecular function: oxidoreductase activity, acting on the CH-OH group of donors, NAD or NADP as acceptor.
GGGAUGAUGAGCAAAUGAGACAAAGUUGAGAUUCAACGCAGCCCUGGAGAGAGAGAGAGAGAGAGAAUGAGCAGCGGAGCAGGGAAAGUGGUGUGCGUGACAGGGGCGUCGGGCUACAUAGCAUCGUGGCUGGUGAAGCUCUUGCUCCGCCGUGGUUACUCCGUCAACGCCACUGUCCGUGAUCCCGAUAAUCUACAGAAGACAGGAAAUUUGCUUGCACUUGAUGGAGCCAAGGAAAGACUACAUCUUUUCAAGGCGAACUUAUUGGAGGAAAGAUCUUUUGAUCGUGCAAUUGAAGGAUGUGAAUGUGUUUUUCACACGGCAUCUCCAAUUCAUCAUGAAGUCAAUGAUCCACAGGUGGAACUAAUUGACCCUGCAUUGAAGGGCACUCUUAAUGUUCUAAAAUCAUGUGCACAAUAUCCCUCUGUAAAAAGAGUGAUUGUCACAUCUUCAAUGGCAGCAGUUGCACACAAUGGAAAUCCUUUAACUUCUGAUGUGGUGGUUGACGAGACUUGGUUUUCAGAUCCAGUUUUUGUUGAAAAAUUGAAGAACUGGUACAUGCUUUCUAAGACCCUAGCUGAGGAGGCUGCUUGGAAGUUUUCAAAAGAGAAUGGAAUCGACAUGGUUGUUCUAAAUCCUGGGCUGGUCAUUGGUCCUCUCUUGCAACAAACUUUUAAUGAGAGUGUGGAGAUGAUCCUAAAACUAAUAAAUGGAGCUCCAACAUUUCCAAAUGUAAUCUUCCGAUUGGUUGAUGUCAGAGAUGUUGCCAAUGCACACAUUCAAGCAUUUGAGAUUCCUUCAGCUAAUGGAAGAUAUUGUUUGGUUGGGAGAACUGUGCACUGCUCUGAUGUUUUAAAGAUCUUAAGUGAGCUUUACCCUGAGUUAAAGCUUCCUGAAAGAUGUAUGGAUGAGAAGCCUUUCAUAUCAACUUACCAGGUAUCCAAGGAUAGAGCAAAGACUUUGGGAAUUGACUUCAUCCCUACAGUGAUUACUAUUAAAGACACUGUUGAAAGCUUGAAGGAGAAGAACUUUAUUAGUCUCUGAAUCAGAAUCAGGUAUUUUCUGCCCAGUCAUGCAGCAAUAGACUUAUAUAUAGAGAGCUGGUGUUGCUUCUCAGAAACUCCACAUAGCUUUGGGUUUGCUAGUCUGAAGAGUUUCAACAUUUGUAUUUGUAUUGUACCAAUUGCAAAAACUUGUUAUGGGACAACUUAUAUAGGUUUGUUUAAGACUGUUGACUUGCAAACCUGUUCAUCCAUCACUGAGGGUCAACAGACAUCUGAUGUACACCAAGGAAACAAUUGUAAAACUUUAUUGGUAAUUUAUUCAGGUGAACAUGCAGUGUGAAUUACACUGUUGUUUAAACAAUGACAUACUAGUCGUUUAUUUCACUAUGUGCGGCUAGUUAUAUGAAUUCUAAA